Perca flavescens (yellow perch) is the source of this 4450-nucleotide messenger RNA. RefSeq names its product dynactin subunit 1. Gene Ontology annotation, biological process: establishment of mitotic spindle orientation; nuclear migration. Lineage: Eukaryota; Metazoa; Chordata; Actinopteri; Perciformes; Percidae. Gene Ontology annotation, cellular component: kinetochore; microtubule associated complex; axon. The record is from RefSeq and is a predicted model, not a curated record. The transcript has 32 exons. Bases 190 to 4014 code for a protein of 1274 amino acids.
UUGGUCUGUCAGGCCACCGGAAGUGACCUGUCACAAAACGAAAAAGACUACCGGAUUUUCAAGCUAGGUAGCCAAAAAAAAUAACAACAGAGGAUCAUUGUUUAGCUAUCUGCAUGAACACCUUAAACAGUUACAUUUAAAGACAGGACUCUCUGUGUAUGCCAGCUGACCAGCCAACUGAUCAGCAAAAUGAGCAGCACAGGAACGGUGGAGAGUAGUAAACCUCCAAAGAUUGGCUCUACAGUGGAGGUCAUAGGGAAGGGUCAGCGUGGAACUGUUGCCUAUAUCGGUGCCACCCUCUUUGCCUCUGGGAAAUGGGUGGGUGUCAUACUGGAUGAGGCCAAAGGCAAGAACGAUGGCACCGUGCAGGGAAAACGCUACUUCACCUGUGAGGAAAAUCACGGGAUAUUUGUCAGACAGUCCCAGCUCCACGUGGUAGAAGACGGCUCCAGUGCAACCUCACCAGAUACUCCUGAGUCAGGCAUUGCAAAGAUACCCAGGCAAAAAGACAUUCCUGAGACUCCCAGAACCACCAAGCAGACACCUGUGAACGUUAAGAAGUCCUCUACCCGCCGCUCUGCCAAGUGGACCACUCCAAGUCGUCUUACGCCUGCCAUCUCCCUCCCCUCCCUCUUGGUACGUUCCACCGGACGCUCCAACCUGCCGCGCAUGGCGUCUCGUGAGAGCCUGUCCCAUCUGUCUGGUGAUGUGAGCGAGGUGGGCCUGUCCUCCCAUCAGGGUGCCCUAGGGGCUCCCGUUAUUCCUCAGCCCAGCGGGUCGCCUGCAGCAGUGGCAGUCCCAGUCCCAGCUACUCCAAGCAAGGUGGAACCUGCCAUUUCCAAGCAGGAGGAGGAAUCCAUGCGAGCUCAGGUCAAGGACCUGGAGGAGAAGCUGGAAACACUGAAGAUGAAACGGACAGAGGACAAAGCCAAGCUGAAGGAGCUCGAGAAAUACAAGAUCCAGUUGGAGCAGCUUCAGGAGUGGAAGACCAAAAUGCAAGAGCAGCAGGCUGAUCUGCAGAAACAACUGAAAGAGGCCAAGAAGGACGCCCGUGAGGCACAAGAGGCCAAGGACCGCUACAUGGAAGAGAUGUCCGACACUGCAGACGCCAUAGAGAUGGCCACACUGGACAAAGAGAUGGCUGAAGAGCGGGCCGAGUCACUGCAAGUGGAGGUGGACACGCUGAAAGAGAAGACGGAGGAGCUCUCCAUGGACCUGGAGAUCCUUAGACAUGAGAUUUCAGAGAAAGGCUCAGAUGGAGCCGCUUCAAGUUACCAUGUCAAACAGCUGGAGGAGCAGAAUGGCAGACUAAAGGAGGCACUGGUUCGGAUGCGUGAUCUGUCUACUUCGGAGAAGCAGGAGCAUGUAAAGCUGCAGAAGCAGAUGGAGAAGAAGAACUCUGAGCUGGAGACUCUGAGAACUCAGAAGGAAAAACUGCAGGAGGAUAUCAAGCAGGCGGAGGCCACUAUUGAUGAACUAAAGGAGCAGGUGGAUGCUGCUCUGGGGUCAGAGGAGAUGGUGGAGACCCUCACAGAGAGGAACCUCGACCUGGAGGAGAAAGUCAGAGAGCUGAGAGAAACCGUCACCGAUUUGGAGGCCAUUAAUGAGAUGAAUGAUGAGCUCCAGGAGAAUGGCCGGGAGACGGAAAUGGAACUGAGGGAGCAGGUGGACCUGAGUGCAGCAAAGGUCAGAGAGGCUGAAAAAAGGGUGGAGGCUGCCCAGGAGACUGUAGCUGAUUACCAGCAGACCAUCCGCAAAUACAGAGACCUCACCACCAGCCUACAGGAGGCCAACAGAGAGCUGAUCAGCCAGCAGAAUGCAAAUGCUGAACAAGUUCAACAACCGCCUGCUGAACUAUUUGACUUCAAGAUUAAGUUCGCAGAGACCAAGGCUUAUGCCAAGGCCAUUGAGAUGGAGCUGAGGAAAAUGGAAGUGGCUCAGUCAAACAGACAGGUAUCCCUCCUCACCUCCUUCAUGCCGGACUCCUUCCUCCGUCAUGGUGGAGAUCACGACUGUAUUCUGGUCCUUCUGCUCAUCCCGAGGCUUAUUUGCAAGGCCGAGCUGAUCAGCAAACAGGCCCAGGAGAAGUUUGACUUGAAUGGGAACUUGGCCCAGGGGACGGGGCUCAGAGGGCCUCCAGGAGAACAGCGGAGUUUUGCCUCAGGACUGGUCUACUCCCUGUGCCUGCUGCAGGCCACUCUGCACAAAUAUGAACAGGCUCUGAAUACCUGCAGCGUGGAGGUUUUUAAGCGCAUGGGUACACUCUACUCUGAAAUGAGCUUCCACGAGCGCUCUCUGGAUUAUUUCAUCGACCUGCUGCACAAAGAUCAGCUGGAUGAGACCGUUCAGGUGGAACCUCUGACUAAGGCCAUCAAGUACUAUCAGCAACUGCACAGCGUCCAUCUGGCAGAUCAUACUGAAGACUGCACAGUGCAGCUGGCUGACCACAUUAAGUUUACCCAGGGUGCACUGGACUGCAUGGGAGUGGAGGUAGCGCGCCUGCGGGUGUUCCUGGCAGCAGGUCAGGAGAGCUCAGGCUUUACUGUUCUUCUAAAGGACCUGGACACUUCCUGCUCUGACAUCAAACAGUUCUGUAAGAAGAUCCGCCGUCGCAUGCCUGGAACAGAUGUAGUUGGAGUUCCCGCUGCUCUUAACUUUGGACAAGAGGUGUCGGAGUCGCUGACGGAGUGCAGGCGCCAGCUGACCCGUGUGGUGGCUGUGCUGCAGGAGGUGGCUGCAGCUGGAGCUCAGAUGGUUGCUCCGCUGACAGAACAGGAGGGGCUCAACGCUCUCAAACUGGAGGAUAUCGCCUGCAAGGCCAUGGAGCAGGUGUAUGGCUCUCAAGGCCUGAACGGCCUAGAGAGUCUGCGUCAGUCCUGCACCUCCGUCAUCGCUACCAUGAACAAGAUGGCCACGGCCAUGCAGGAAGGAGAGUAUGAUGCUGACAAACCACAGGGCAAGCCUCCUCCAGUGGAGAUUAGAGCGUCCACCGUCAGGGCCGAGAUGACGGAUGCCGAGGGUCUAGGAGUUAAACUAGAAGACAGAGAGACGGUUAUCAAGGAGGUCAAGAAGUCCCUCAAGAUCAAGGGUGAGGAGCUGAGUGAGGCCAACGUCCGUCUGAGCCUGCUGGAGAAGAAGCUGGAUACCUCCACCAAAGACGCCGAUGAACGUGUGGAGAAGAUUCAGACCAAGCUGGAUGAAAACCUCGCCCUGCUGAAGAAAAAGGAAAAGGAGUUUGAGGAGACAAUGGAUGCCCUGCAGGCUGAUAUCGACCAGCUAGAGGCAGAGAAGGCAGAGCUUAAACUACGUAUUAAUAACCAAUCCAAGAUGACCAUCGAAGGCCUGAGAGCCACACCUGCCUCUGGAAUCGCCUCCAUAGUUCAGGGAUCUGCAGGAGGUCUGACUCCAUCCCUGGCAGGACAAGUACAGGUGGUGGACUCCCCCCUCCUCAGGCAGCAGGUGGAGACCCAGAGACUGGGUAUUAAACAGCUCAAGAAUGAAAACAACAGACUCAAGGCGGAGAAGAUGAGAGCCCAGCUGGCCUCCCUGCCUCCACUCUGCCCUCCCAAACUACCAAAGGUGUCCAAAGAAAGCUCCAUGCCACCAGAAGGACUAAACACAGGCAUCUAUCGCAGGACUGACCAAAUGCUGUCAACACUGCUCAAGCUGAGUUCAGAGGUUAAAGUGGUGGACAUCAGUGGGAAGACAGCAGUUAGUGCCGGUGCCCAGCUGCUGGAGCAGACGGCUCGACUGCAGAACCUCAGUGAUGCUCUGGACAAACUCAAGGGAGAAGUAGCCGAACAUGUUGUCUCCUACCAGCCUGGAGCUAAGGCUUCCUCUGACUUCGCUACCUUCCCCGUCUCCUCUUAUGUUAAGGCCAAGGAAGAGAAGCAGGGAGGAACAGUGUUUGUUGGUCGUGUUGCCAUUCCUUGCACCCGUGGACAGGAACAAGUCCACCGCCUCGUCCUAUCACAGCAGCAGCUGCAGAAAGUGCACCGCCUCCUCAUGGUCUAAGACAGCGUGCCAUUGGCCCACAGAUGUAAUUAGCAGUACAUCCAGAAAAGCUUUUGUUCAUUCUCAUUCCAGCUUCCACUUUACUCUAACAUUCUCUAUUUAUCCCUUUUGCUUUUCACUAUUCUCAGGAAAUUGUAUCCAAUAUUUGUAGACUAUAGCACUAAUAACAUUAAGGCACAGCAGUGACUUUAUAUUGACGUAAAACUGGUGUUUUAAAUGAAGUCCAAAUGGAUUUGACUCCUGAAUGUCACAUUAUGAAGGUGUCCUGUUUUUACUGAAAGUGUUUGUAUGCCCCGAUUUUACCAACUCUGUGGGAAAAGGAGAAAGCUAACAAGUCAUUUUUACUGUACUUGCACCUAGUGAUAGUCUUUCCCUUUGUAUCUUUUGUACUUGUAGUAAUUCAGACAAUAAAAGCAAUUCACUUUAGAGCAACAAA